This is a messenger RNA of Merops nubicus (carmine bee-eater), 1365 nucleotides long. It is a transcript of the gene APBA1, whose product is annotated as amyloid beta (A4) precursor protein-binding, family A, member 1. Gene Ontology annotation, molecular function: amyloid-beta binding; protein binding. Bases 1 to 1365 code for a protein of 454 amino acids. The transcript is spliced from 12 exons. The record is from RefSeq and is a predicted model, not a curated record. NCBI's taxonomy places the organism in Eukaryota, Metazoa, Chordata, Aves, Coraciiformes, Meropidae. Gene Ontology annotation, biological process: chemical synaptic transmission. Gene Ontology annotation, cellular component: dendritic spine; cytoplasm; plasma membrane.
AUGGAGAAUUUUUGGAUGUACCAGGUUGAGUAUCAUAAGAAAAAUUCUCCAUCUCCAGAUUCCUCUUCACCACGGGGUGCUGAAUCGUCGAGUAGGCAACAUCACCAGGAUGUCCGCAGUACAGCAGAGGCCUCCUCUAACAAAGAGUCCAGAAAAAGCUUGGCUUCCUUUCCAACCUACGUUGAAGUUCCUGGACCUUGUGAUCCUGAAGACUUAAUCGAUGGAAUAAUUUUUGCUGCCAAUUACCUUGGCUCGACUCAGCUCCUUUCUGAUAAAACUCCCUCCAAGAAUGUGAGAAUGAUGCAGGCUCAGGAAGCUGUCAGCAGGAUCAAGAUGGCCCAGAAAUUAGCCAAAAGCAGGAAGAAGGCUCCAGAAGGUGAAUCUCAACCCACGACUGAAGUGGACCUCUUCAUUUCUACACAGAGAAUAAAAGUACUGAAUGCGGACACACAGGAAACCAUGAUGGACCAUCCACUGCGGACCAUUUCUUACAUCGCAGAUAUAGGCAACAUAGUCGUUCUGAUGGCUCGUAGGCGAAUGCCACGGUCUAACUCCCAGGAUAAUGUGGAAGCAUCUCACCCUUCCCAAGAUGGAAAGAGGCAGUACAAAAUGAUUUGCCAUGUCUUUGAGUCUGAGGAUGCACAGCUGAUUGCACAGUCCAUAGGUCAAGCGUUUAGUGUGGCCUACCAGGAAUUUCUGAGAGCAAAUGGAAUCAACCCAGAAGACCUUAGCCAAAAGGAGUACAGUGACCUGCUCAAUACUCAGGAUAUGUAUAAUGAUGACCUGAUUCACUUCUCCAAAUCUGAAAACUGCAAAGAUGUUUACAUUGAAAAACAAAAGGGAGAAAUCCUAGGUGUAGUGAUUGUGGAGUCUGGCUGGGGAUCCAUUUUGCCUACAGUUAUCAUAGCCAACAUGAUGCAUGGAGGACCAGCAGAGAAGUCUGGGAAGCUGAACAUAGGGGACCAGAUCAUGUCAAUCAAUGGGACCAGUUUGGUUGGUUUACCGCUCUCAACAUGUCAGAGCAUUAUAAAGGGUUUAAAAAACCAGGCCCGGGUUAAACUGAACAUAGUUAGGUGUCCUCCAGUAACCACAGUCUUGAUCAGGCGGCCGGACCUCAGAUAUCAGCUGGGCUUCAGUGUGCAGAAUGGGAUUAUCUGCAGCCUUAUGAGAGGAGGGAUAGCAGAGCGAGGAGGUGUGCGUGUCGGCCAUCGGAUCAUUGAGAUCAACGGCCAGAGUGUUGUAGCAACACCCCAUGAGAAAAUUGUUCACAUUCUUUCAAAUGCUGUUGGUGAGAUUCAUAUGAAGACUAUGCCAGCUGCCAUGUACAGACUGUUGACUGCACAAGAGCAACCAGUUUACAUCUAA